AUGUCGUUUCCCCGCCGUCUGCUGGCAUCGACACAGUAUUCCCGCAGAUAUCCGGAUGAGUUCUUGAACAAAUUCAACUCUAGGUGUGUUGGUUUCAGGGCCUUACAUUCUCUGGUCAAUCUGAAUUCUUCCUCCUCUCCCACAAUCAAGGACUUGGUUUGGCAAGGGUUCCAUGUACAAGCAUUGCAGUUGUAUGCUCGCCAUACUCCUGCUGUCAUUUCCAAGUACACCUUUCCUUCUCUUCUCAAAGCCUGUGCUUCCCUUGCAAACCUUAAGUACGGAAGAACGAUUCAAGCGACGAUCACUGCCAUGGGUUUGUGCCGUGAUCCAUUCAUUACUACUUCACUAAUAAACAUGUAUGUGAAAUGCGGGUCACUGCUGGAUGCAGUUAAGGUGUUCGAUAAAUUGCCGGAUGCCUACUCAUUGUGCAUUGUAGUUGGGUAUUUGGGAUAUGAAGAAGGGAGGCAGAUUCAUGGCUAUGUUGUUAGAAACUUGCUUGGUAGUGAUACUUUCUUAGAGAGUUCGCUAUUAGACAUGUAUUUUAGGUGUGCUAGGCCGAUGACUUCCUGUCGUAUGUUCCAAGGGCUAGAGAACAGGAGGAGAAAUGUUGUGUCAUGGAAUGUGAUGAUGGGAGGGCUUGCUGAGAAUGGUUUGUGGGAAAGUAGCUUGGAGUUGUAUUUGCUGGGCAAGAGUGAAGAAAUGGAACUCGUUUCGGCAUCCUUCACCAACAUCUUGGGUGCUUGUGGUCAGGGCGAGUGUGUAAGUUUUGGUGAACAGGUUCAUUCUGAUGUCGUUAAGAUGGGUUUUGCGAGUAACCAUUAUGUUUGUACCUCUCUUUUGACCAUGUAUGCCAAGUGCAAAUUUAUAGAAGGUGCAGAAAGAGUGUUUGAGCAAGUUAGUGACAAGGGAAUUGAACUUUGGAACGCAAUGAUCUCAGCUUAUGCCGGCAGCGGUUCUAUUUAUGGUGCUUUAGACACCUACAAGCAAUUGAAGAUUCACUAUAUCAUCCCCGAUUCUUUCACAAUGGCACAUGUUCUAUCUUGUUGCAACAUAGUUGAAGUGCUCGACUUGGGUAGGUUGGUCCAUGCAGAUUUAGUCAAAAGACCUAUAGAAAGAAAUAUUACCGUAGAAAGUGCAUUGCUUACGUUGUAUACUAAGGGUGGGCUGGACCAUGAAGCUAACUUGGUUUUUAGUAGUAUGACGGGUAGAGAUGUGAUUGCAUGGGGCUCCAUGAUCUCUGGUUUUAGCCAAAAUGAAAAAUUUGUUGAGGCUUUGAAUUGUUUCAGAGAUAUGAAGAAAGAUGGACUGAAACCGGAUUCUGAUAUCAUGGCAAGUGCAAUCAGUUCUUGCACAGGAUUGGAGAAUGUAAAUUUGGGCUCUUUGAUGCAUGGAUUUGUUACUAAGAGUGGGUUAGAAAAAGAUGUUUUUGUUGCAAGUGCCCUUUUGGAUAUGUACUCUAAAUGUGGCUUCCCUGACAUGGCUGCGAAUGUGUUUUCUCACAUGCCAUUCAAAAACAUUGUUUCUUGGAAUUCGAUGAUGUCAUGUUAUAGCAGAAACGACCUGCCUGAGAGGUCCAUGGAAACGUUUUAUCAGUUUCUAGAGUAUGGAUUGGAUCCUGACGCCCUAUCUAUCACUAAUGCUCUUGUUGCUGUUUCAUUACUUGCAGUUCUGGUCAAAGGGAAGACUCUGCAUGGUUACCUCAUUAGGCAAGGAAUUCUAACUGAUAUUCAUUUAGAGAACGCACUAGUUGACAUGUACAUCAAGUCUGGAUCUCUGAAAUACGCGCAGAAUGUUUUCCAGAAAAUGUGUUGGAAAAACUUGGUUUUGUAUAAUUCAAUGAUGGAUGGUUAUGGAUCGCAUGGUGAGUGCUGGAAAGCAAUGGCAUUAUUGGAUGAAAUGAGGAAUACUUCGAUCCAGCCUGAUCAUAUCACCUUCAUUUCUCUACUUUCCUCUUGCAAUCAUUCAGGCUUGAUUAAGGAAGGCCUCGAUCUUCUGCAUUUGAUGAAAAUUGAGUAUGGGGUUGAACCUAGAGAAGAGCAUUAUGUAACUGUUGUUGAUAUGUUAGGUCGUGCAGGACAGCUAGAUGAUGCUUAUGCCCUAGUUAGGAGCAUGCCUAUUGAACCUAGCAAGAGCAUUUGGUUAUCGCUAUUAAGUUCCUGUCGAGCUCAUCAUAACGUGGAUCUUGGAGAAGUUGCAGCUACUGAGCUAUCAAAGAUUGAGCCAAGUAGAGGCAGCAAUUAUGCUCAGCUUCUGAAUAUUUAUGGAGAAGCUGAAUUGUGGGACAGUGCUGCAAAGUUAAGGGCAUUGAUGAAAGAAGAAGGGCUGAAAAAGAAGGGUGGAUGCAGCUGGAUUGAAGUCAGGAACAAAGUCGGUGUUUUCUACUCUGGAGAUUCCUCAUGUCCACUGACACCUCAGAUUUAUGGGGCACUUGGUAGCCUAAGGAGAAACAUGUUGAAAAAAGAAAGUUGCUUUGAUAUUGUUAAAGCCCUGUUAAGCUACUGA
Molecule: messenger RNA, 2502 nt
Organism: Linum tenue
Lineage: Eukaryota; Viridiplantae; Streptophyta; Magnoliopsida; Malpighiales; Linaceae
Source: the annotation of a GenBank genome assembly